AUGGAGGGAGUUUUAGGAUCCGGAAAGUCCAUUUUGAUAUCAUUGAUCAUACACUCGAUGCUUCAGAAAGCACAGGAAAACUCCAAGUUGGCUUGUGUCUACUUUUACUUCAACCACGGCGACACUCUCCAGCCAUCCGUCUCACAGCUCUGGGCAGCUCUAUUAGAGCAACUGCUUGAACAAAACAGCGAUGAGAAUAUAGCACAAGAGGUCCAGUCGAUAUUUGAUAGGUCUAGGUAUGGCGUUAUCUCCAUCCCUCCUAUCGAGUACUUCAAUUUGUUCAAAGCUCAGGCCGUAUUGUUUGAGACAGUAUAUCUCAUUAUCGAUUCCCUAAAUAUCUGCGCCGAUUACAAUGAUGACACAAGUCAUCAGACAUUAUUGGAAACCUUUCAGAAGCUUCCUGACAACGUUAGAGUCAUUUUCAGCUCAAGGGAUGGAUCACUUGCAAACCAUCUUCUUGUUCAAAAGAAGAUUAAAGUCAAGCCUCAGGCCGCUGAUAUUGAGACAUACGUCAACGAUCGCAUCAAGACCAGUUUCUAA
Messenger RNA from Fusarium graminearum PH-1, 540 nucleotides. RefSeq lists its product as uncharacterized. The transcript has 4 exons. The record is from RefSeq and is a predicted model, not a curated record. The coding region runs from base 1 to 540 and encodes 179 amino acids. Lineage: Eukaryota; Fungi; Ascomycota; Sordariomycetes; Hypocreales; Nectriaceae.